Molecule: messenger RNA, 820 nt
Organism: Symbiodinium necroappetens
Lineage: Eukaryota; Dinophyceae; Suessiales; Symbiodiniaceae
Source: the annotation of a GenBank genome assembly
GCAGAGCUUGACGUCUUCACGCAGUUCUCGGGCAAGAACCGCAAGAUUUCCGCCAAAGAACGAGUCCAAAUCAGGGAUUCGUAUAUCUGGUUUGACUGGUUCUCCGUGCCGCAGAUGGUAUGUGCACAUCGGAACGAUCCGAGAAUCCGUGCCGAACAGCUACGUUCCAUCGGAUCCAUCCCGAGUUUCAUCCAGGCUUCUGACAUGUUCAUUGCUCUGGUGCCUCCUCUCUUGAGUCGUUCCACGCGCAGCAUGGUUGGCUUUUCUAGCUGGUUGGUGCGCGGAUGGUGCAGGACGGAAAUGUGGUGCAAGCUUCUGGGCUCAGACAGAGUCGAUGCGCCGAUCUUGAUCGUCUCGGCCGCAGACAAGCUGGAGUUCGUGGGUCCUUACAGCUGGGUGCAAGCAUUGGCGCAAAAUGAAGGCGACUUCGCCAUGGAAGGUGAUCGCCUUCUAUGUCGUAGCGUGGUGCAAAGCGCUUUGGAUUUGAAGCUCGCCCGACUGGCGCAAGACAAGAAGCAAAGAUCCUGGUUUAGGUACCUUGCGGCCAGGUAUGCGGACUUCAUCGGUGCGCCUGCUCCUUCACGCAAUGCGGAGGACUUCGUGUCCCAUUUUCGUUUCCCCUCAAUGGAAGCCUGCGUGUCGACAAGAUCUGGAAUGGGCGCCGUGGCGUGUGCGGCUCUGUCGGGAGAUAUAGCUAUGCUGCGCCGGUUGGUGAAGAUGAAGGCUUCACUGGAGGCCACGAAGAUCGCGGCCCUCUGGGAAGCGGCUCUACCACUGAACGCCAGCCCUCUGAUCAUGACCCUUACCCGUGGGAAUCGAG